GCAAAACUUCCGGUUGAUCAAAGCAAACGGCAAACAUUGUAUUGGUGUCGGCCGAUGCUGAGACAGUCAAAGUAGCUAAUCCGCAGUUGGUAAAGCAGGGAGUACAUUUAGAUUCUUUGUCUUUGAAGGCAGACAUGGUGAAGAUCACUUUUCACCCAGUCGGCGGGCAAAAAUCCGAUAAGGAAAAUGAUGGAGAUAAAACGGAGAUUCUCAUACCACAUCACCACGAGGAGGAGGAGGAACUGGUUCUUCCUCUCCAUCCCAAGAAGUCCCCCAUGAAUGGCCUUUGUUGCCUGACAUUUGGACUAGUGGUCUUCAUGUCUGGCUUGGUGCUUGCAUCUAUCUAUGUGUAUAGGUACUACUUCAUACCUCAGAUUCCCGAGGAGAACCUGUUCCACUGCCGUGUGCUGUACGAGGACUCCGUCUACGCACCACUCCGUGGACGUCAGGAGCUGGAAGAGAACGUGGGGAUCUACCUGGAGGACAAUUAUGAACAGAUCAGUGUCCCUGUGCCACAUUUUGGUGGCAGCGACCCAGCUGACAUCAUUCAUGACUUCCACAGGGGUCUGACGGCAUACCACGACAUUGCACUCGACAAGUGCUACGUCAUCGAGCUGAACACCACCAUUGUUAUGCCUCCACGGAACCUCUGGGAACUGCUUAUAAACGUCAAGAAGGGGACCUACUUACCGCAGACCUACCUCAUCCAGGAGGAGAUGGUGGUGACAGGCCGCAUUAGAAACAUGCGCCAACUUGGAGCCUUCAUCUACCGACUGUGCAACGGCAAGGAUACCUACCGACUGAAGCGCCGUACCUCCAGGAGACGCAUUGAGAAACGCGCGGCGCAGAAUUGUCACCGAAUCCGUCACUUCGAGAACACGUUUGUGGUGGAGACCACCAUCUGUGACGCGGCCUAGCUCGAGAGCUGUGAUUCUCCGUCCAGCGUGAAGGCAUCUCCCCAGCCACUGUAGCCCCGUCUUGUGCGUUUAGUUUCAUUUGCACUUUCAGCGUGGUAUUGUUUGUUCUCUCUGAUUUAAACCUGUACUGUAAUUGAUAUUUGUCAGUGUUGAAUUUUUGUUUUCAUUUGUUAAAAUAAUGUGAUUAAAUAAUUGUUAGAAUUAUUAUUGAUUGUUAUUUAAAUGUGACCUGUGCACAAUCAUGCUGUUCUAUAUACUCAGCAGAGGAUGAAGUAUAUUCCCUAUGUGGAACAACAAAGGUUUUUGUUGUCAGUGUGAGGGAUAUGAUGGCUGGUUAUAUCUUUGUUUCCAUGUGUCAUGGUGACUUCUGUUUCCUCCAUCUUGAGAAAUUAUGGUGUACUGUUCACCUAGUGAUACAAUCUCCUGAGUGCACUUUGCCAAGUAUGUCUACAUAAACCUGCCUUUCUCUGCAUACACACUCCUUUUGCUGUUAUGCUUUCAAAUUUCUUUCCAUCCUGAGAUCUUGAAAAUGUGCAUACUCAUUCAUGCUGCAGACCUCUCUUUUCCAGGUUUGUUCCUAAAUGCUGUGUCCUUGAAUAUGCAGAGGAAGCAGCAGAAUUCUGAUAGUUCUGUAUGGUAUUUCAGGUCCUGUGUCCUGUGGUGGUCAGACUUUGUGGGAGAUUGUAUCCAUGACAUCAGGACAUUGUCAAAUAGCUUGAUGUUCUUAAGUCACAAAAGCAAUCUUAAGGGACACAUUUAAGCAUUAGUGUCAAUCCUUAAUUUUUUCACAUUUAAAAAGUGUCAUAUUUGAUACCUUUUCACGCUGGCAUUUUUGAAGCAAUAUCCAUUCAAUGUAUAUGUGUUCUGUAAUUGCUGUUGGGUGCAAAAAUCUUGCCAAGUAUUCAGAUGUGAUGAUACAGGCACAGGAACUUGCAUAUCAAAUGCAUAAAACCAAGCGUCUGUUGUAUACCUAUUAGGCAAUUAUAGCAGAGACUUGAGGCAUUUCAAAGAUUUGAUGGUUUAUAUCGCUCUAAUAAAGAUCUAAUUAACCUCCCCCUUUUUGAAUUUUACAAAGUUCUGACUUUGAGCAUAUCUGUUGACACUUUUGUCUUUAAAAUUAAGUUUGAUAUGUUGUUCAAUAUUACCACGUCAGAAGACAUAGCAGACCAUCUCUAGGCAGUCUUCUAUCUUGAAAAUACGCUACUGCUGGAUUAUCUUCUAUGAAAAUUAAACACUCUGCACUCCUUGUGAUACUCCCCCAAGUUAACCAUACUGCUUUGUUUGGAGGUGUAGCUUUGUUUGGAAUGGAACUCUGGGAUUUGGAGUAUGAAAAUAAGCUGUUGUGACCACCAAACUGAAAAAUCAAGUAUUGACACUUUAUGACCUUGUGAGCUUAAUCUAUUACCUGUCAUGCUCCUCUCCCCUGUAUAUGUAGCACAAGGGGUUAUGAUUCUCUAAUUGGUCAUCACUUAUUUUUACUUUCACUUUUAAAAUACUUUUCAGUUUAUGAAAUUAACUUUCCCUCUAGCAAAAUAGACUCUGUCAUGGGGAAAAUGUGCAUUCAUGCAUCUGCACCCCCUUUGUUUUUCUGCUUCUUUUGUUCAUUUCCACUUCCUUGACUGUGUUUCUUCACUUCUGGUGCACUUUGGAAAAUUGGCCUCUCUUUGGUUGCCCUGCAUGUCAAUUUCUCAAAUACCUGUACUCUAUGAAUAUUUUCUAAGACCAUGAAAAGCCUUAGUUCAGCACCUGAACUAAAGUUAUUGCUGUUGUAAGAGAAUUUGUCAACCUAUACCUUAUCUGUAUAUUUUGUCUGCUGGUAAAGCCUAUCUAUGAAUAAAUUAGUGAAACCA
Messenger RNA from Anguilla rostrata (American eel), 2767 nucleotides. RefSeq names its product integral membrane protein 2Ca (gene itm2ca). The transcript is spliced from 6 exons. The record is from RefSeq and is a predicted model, not a curated record. The coding region runs from base 135 to 917 and encodes 260 amino acids. Gene Ontology annotation, cellular component: extracellular exosome; Golgi apparatus; plasma membrane. Gene Ontology annotation, biological process: negative regulation of amyloid precursor protein biosynthetic process. Gene Ontology annotation, molecular function: amyloid-beta binding. NCBI's taxonomy places the organism in Eukaryota, Metazoa, Chordata, Actinopteri, Anguilliformes, Anguillidae.